AUGCCACUAGUCCGACCGCGAACGCUAAUUGGGCAGACCAUCACGCAACGUGCAGGAAUGGCCUCGUCGACUAAAUUCGCGAAAUAUAAUUGGGAGGACCCCCUAAACCUGGAUUUGCUGCUCACUGAAGAGGAACAGGCCAUUCGAGACACAGCGCGCGACUACUGCCAGGAGAAUCUGCAACCCCGGGUCCUGGAAGCUUAUCGUAAUGAAGAUUUUGACCCCAAGAUAUUGUCGGAGAUGGGAAAGCUUGGUUUACUUGGAGCAACAAUUAAGGGAUACGGAUGUGCUGGUGUAAGCAGCGUCGCGUAUGGACUAAUUGCGCGCGAAGUCGAGAGAGUCGAUUCAGGCUACCGAUCGGCCAUGUCUGUCCAAUCAUCACUCGUAAUGCAUCCUAUCAAUGCAUAUGGUAGCAAGGAACAGAAAGAAAAAUAUCUUCCGCAACUAGCUUCGGGUGAACUUGUUGGCUGUUUUGGGCUCACAGAGCCCAACCACGGAUCCGAUCCCUCCUCAAUGGAAACCACUGCCGAUCGGGAUGCCAGUACUGGCGGGUACCUCCUCAAUGGAAGCAAGACAUGGAUCUCGAAUGCUCCUGUAGCCGGACUUUUCGUUGUAUGGGCUCGUUGCCUCUGGGACAAGAAGAUUCGUGGGUUUCUAAUAGAAAAGGGUACUCCCGGGCUUAGUGCACCCCCCAUCAAGAACAAACUGGCUCUGCGAGCAUCGAUCACCGGUUCGAUAUUUAUGGAUAAUGUCAAGGUCUCUCAGGAUGGAAUUUUGCCGGGGGCUGAAGGGUUAGGUGGUCCCUUUGGAUGUUUGAACAAUGCUAGAUAUGGGAUUUCCUGGGGAGUUAUGGGCGCAUUAGAGGAUUGCAUUGAUCGAGCCCGAGCUUAUGCGCUUGAACGACAUCAGUUCAAACGCCCACUGGCGAGUUUCCAACUGGUGCAAAAGAAGCUUGUCGACGCUCAGACUGAAGUUACGUUAGGGCUCUUUGCUUCGUUACAGGUUGGGCGUUUGAAGGACGCUGGUACUUGGUCACCGGAAAUGGUCAGCAUGGUGAAACGGAACAACUGUGGAAAGGCACUACAACACUCACGGAUAGUGUUGGAUAUUUUGGGCGGCAACGCUUGUGCAGAUGAGUAUCAUAUCGCGCGUCAUGUGGCAAACCUGCAGGUCGCAAAUACGUACGAAGGCACACAUGAUAUUCAUGCCCUAAUUCUCGGGAAAGCUAUGACCGGUCACCAAGCUUUUGUCAAUUGA
Messenger RNA from Rhizoctonia solani, 1257 nucleotides. Its product is annotated as acyl-CoA dehydrogenase. The record is from RefSeq and is a predicted model, not a curated record. Gene Ontology annotation, molecular function: flavin adenine dinucleotide binding; fatty-acyl-CoA binding; glutaryl-CoA dehydrogenase activity. Lineage: Eukaryota; Fungi; Basidiomycota; Agaricomycetes; Cantharellales; Ceratobasidiaceae. Bases 1 to 1257 code for a protein of 418 amino acids. Gene Ontology annotation, biological process: fatty-acyl-CoA biosynthetic process; fatty acid beta-oxidation using acyl-CoA dehydrogenase. The transcript is spliced from 14 exons. Gene Ontology annotation, cellular component: mitochondrial inner membrane.